Messenger RNA from Rhodamnia argentea, 789 nucleotides. RefSeq lists its product as uncharacterized. The transcript has a single exon. The record is from RefSeq and is a predicted model, not a curated record. Bases 1 to 789 code for a protein of 262 amino acids. NCBI's taxonomy places the organism in Eukaryota, Viridiplantae, Streptophyta, Magnoliopsida, Myrtales, Myrtaceae.
AUGGUUUCUUCGGGAGAGCUCCAUCCGGAGCAACUCGAAGUGAGCGCUGAUCCUCAUCGCCCGCCCGAGGAAGACGGAGAAGAGGACGAAGAGAAUGAGGAAGCGCUCUCGCUCUGCGAUCUUCCCAUCUACAGCAGCUCGGCCGGUUGGGACGAUGAAUUCGCUGACGCGGGCAAGCGUCGGAGCUCGGCUGCGGACCAAGAUUUCUUCGAAUUCUCGAGCGAGGACUUCUCGAAUUCCUUCACUUACCCGUCCGACAACAAGAUCGUCUUCUGCGGGAAAAUCAUCCCGUACAGAUUGCCACCAGACCAAACUCAAAAGCCCCAGAGCAAGAAUCAGGACCGGAACAAACCCAAGAAGAAAAGAGGCUUCUUCCUGUUCAGAUGGGGAUCUCUCCUCUCCAACAAAUCGAGAAACAGCUGUUCGAGGCCUGGGCGAAUGUCGAGCUCCAAGUCGCUGCCGCUGGAGCUCGAGAAGUACAAGUGCGGGUAUGGGUACAUGCCGAACAAGUGCGUGGAUGAGUAUGAUUUCGCCAAGGUGAAGAUCCUGACGCCUCCGUUGAAGUCGAGGUGGUACCUGUUCUUGUUCGGGCUGAAGAGGUUGCCGGCGGAGAUGGAGCUGACCGACAUCAGGACGAGGCAGAGUCGGAAAACUCCGUCGACCAUGUUCCGAUCCGGCGAUGUCGAAGUGGUCAAGAGAGGAACGAGGAGUGCUAAGAACGUGCCGAGGUCGAGUGGCCAUGCACUUAGAGCGGUGAAGAAGACGAUGGGCUGCAUGCCAUACGUUUGA